Molecule: messenger RNA, 2604 nt
Organism: Crotalus tigris (Tiger rattlesnake)
Lineage: Eukaryota; Metazoa; Chordata; Lepidosauria; Squamata; Viperidae
Product: vomeronasal type-2 receptor 26-like
Exons: 7
Coding region: 1-2604 (867 amino acids)
Biological process (GO): G protein-coupled receptor signaling pathway
Cellular component (GO): membrane
Molecular function (GO): G protein-coupled receptor activity
Source: RefSeq, a predicted model, not a curated record
AUGGAGCCUUCUGCUGAUGUGCAGCUUCCAGGCUCCUCCGGUAACAAUGGAACUGGUUCACAUGUAGUGAAAAAUAUUUUCUUGAAGAAGAUGGAAUUUUCCAUGGUAGUGAUGGCAAUGUUGUCAAUGUUACUGUCAGGAGCUACAUGCCUUAUUCUGCAUACUAAAGGAUGUUCUGUGGGGAAACUUCCCCUUAAUAAGCACAAGUAUUUUCUGCCAGGAGAUUUCAUAAUGGCUGGGAUACUAUCUCAGUUCUACAUGAUAUCUGAUCCAGUUGAUUUCACAAGGCACCCAUCUGAAGAACUGGUUGAUGAGCUCAUUUAUUUCAUGGCAAGAUGGACUUACUUGGCUUCAAUGGAGCUUCUCUCAACACGUGGCAGAUUCAUCCCCAACUAUAAGUGUGAUGCCAAGGACUGGGCAGUAUCUGCUAUUGCAGGACCUAACUCUCACAUCUGUCCCUUCAUGGCAAACAUCUUGAAUGUCUACAAGAUGCCCCAGCUCACAUAUGGAUCUUCCCCAUUGAUAGAUGACAAGAUACAAGGUGCUUUCUUCCAUCGUUUUUUCCCAAAUGCUGAUCAACAGAUUAUGGGUAUUCUCCAGUUGCUAUUGUAUUUUAGAUGGAUAUGGAUUGGAUUGAUUUCUCAACCUGAUAAAAGUGGAGAGAGAUUCUUACAAAAUGCUGUUCCUUUGUUUUUGCAGAAAGGUAUCUGCUUUGACUUUAUGGAAGAGAUGGCCAAGGAAACAUUUUCUAAUGAUAUUGCAGGGGCAUUUAAAGAGUUUAGUAAAAUGUAUAUUAUCAUCAUGAAGAGCACUGCCAAUGUUAUCAUCCUAUAUUGUGAAAACCAGGUCACUGUCAUUUUUAGAAUGUUGCCCUAUUUUACAGAAUUUGAAGACAUACCCAUUGUGAGAAAAGAUAAAGUUUGGAUAAUGCCAGCCCAGAUGGAGUUUACAUCCCUUCCGUUUCAGAAAACUAGGCGUAUGGAAGUUUUCCAUGGUGUUAUAACUUUUUCAAUUUCUUCCAAGGAGAUUUCUGGAUUCAAUAAAUUCCUUCAGAUGAGAAACCCAACUUCAGAAGUGGAAGACCAUUUAAUGAGAGUGUUCUGGGAAGAGGCUUUUGAAUGUUCUUUUCCUAAAGAUAAGUUAGAUAAAGACACUGGAAUGCUGUGCACUGGAGAAGAGAAGUUGAAGAAUCUACCUAAGUCUGUGUUUGACACCACCCUGACUGGGCAGAGUUACAGCAUCUAUAAUGCAGUCUAUGCUGUGAGACACGCUUUACAAGCCAUGUUUUCCCCUAAACACAGAACAAGGGGAGAAGUUGGGAGAGAAACCUUUUUGACUCAUAAAGCAUGGCAGCUCAAUCACUAUUUGAGAACCAUUUCAUUUAAUAACACAGUAGGACAGAAACUCUCCUUUAAUGAAAACGGGGAUCUAGAGACUGGAUUUGACAUUGUCAACUGGGUCACCUUCCCAAACCAGACAUUUACUAAAGUCAAAGUUGGAAAAAUUGACCCAACAGCUUCUCCAAAUAAGCUGUUCACCAUUUCUGCACAAGACAUCACCUGGCCUGCCAUGUUUAACCAGGUUCAACCUCUUUCUUUGUGCAAUGACAAUUGCUGUGCAGGCUACAGGAAGAUGAAAAUAGAGGGGAAGCCUUUUUGUUGUUAUGAUUGCCUUCCAUGUGCAAAAGGGAAAAUUUCAAACCGGAUGGAUGCAGUUGAUUGCUUCUAUUGUUCAAAAGAUCAAUAUCCAAACAAUGCUCAAAAUCUUUGCAUUCAAAAAGAAGUAACAUUCUUGUCUUACAAUGAGCCACUGGGAGUCACCUUGACCACUGUUAGUCUGUCCUUUUCUGUCAUCACAAUUUUGGUGCUGGGAAUCUUCAUUAAAAAGCAAGAAACUCCGGUUGUCAAAGCCAACAACAGGAACCUCACUUACACCCUCCUCAUUGCCCUUCUGCUCUCCUUCCUUUGCACUUUCCUUUUUGUUGGGAAACCUGAUCAAGUGAAAUGUCUCAUGCAACAAACUACCUUCAGCACAAUUUUCUCUAUAGCCCUUUCCUGUAUUUUGGGUAAAACAACCAUAGUUGUUCUUGCUUUCAUGGCCACAAAGCCAGAUUCAAAAUUGAGGAAAUGGGUGGGGAAAAAGAUGGCUAUUUCUAUUGUCCUUUCUUGUUCCCUGUCCCAAUUCACAAUCUGCUUAGUGUGGCUGGCAAUUUCUCCCCCAUUCCCAGAUUCUGAUAUACACUCUAUGGCUGAGGAAAUUGUCUUACAAUGUAAUGCAGGUUCAACCACAAUGUUUUAUACCAUUCUUUGCUUUCUGGGAUUAUUGACUGCUGUUAGCUUCUUAGUAGCCUUCCUAGCUAGGAAGUUACCUGACAGCUUUAAUGAAACCAAAUUUAUCACCUUCAGUAUGUUGGUCUUUUGUAGUGUCUGGAUUUCAUUUGUUCCAACCUAUCUGAGCACUAAGGGAAAAUACAUGGUGGCUGUGGAGAUCUUCUCCAUUUUGGCUUCUACAGCUGGAUUAUUGGGCUGCAUAUUUUCCCCCAAAUGCUACAUCAUUAUUUUGAGACCUGAUUUGAACACAAAGGGAUGUUUAAUAAAGAAGUAG